GCCAUUUUCCUUUCUCCCUUUGACUGUCCUUUCGAGGACCGCCUUGCCCUGUGUUUUUCCGCCAGGGACUAAGCCAAUGAUGGCAGCCUCAGUGUCCACCUCCACCUCGAUUUCCAACCCCCUUCAUCAGGCUGAUUCCCGUCUGGGGCCUUUUCGCCGCCUGAGCCAACUGCGUGCCUAUACCCAAACUCAUUUUUCCGCUCCCCACUCUUCGUCCACAUCCUCGAAUCCUUCAACAUCCAACCCGCAACAGCGCCCUCGUCGCCACAGUAUUAGCGGUCGUCGACUGUCUUGGUUCUCCCCUCACAAUACGACGCGCACUGACUCCGCUCAACCGACGGCUGCGGAUCCAAGCCCAUGUCCCGACCCCCGUGCUGAACCUUCCAGACCGAAUCGAUACAGCGCGAUAUUAUUCCCAAGCUCCCGUGGUCUCGACAUAGACUCGCGAUCUGAUACUCAACCUUCCGAUUCCUCGAUUUCAAAUUCCUCGUCAGAAUCUUCAGGGCGACCGACAACUGAAGCCAUGGGCAGGCUGAGGACAGCGUCCGAAUCCCAUCAAAAUUCUCGAAGUGACCAAUCGUCCAGUGCACCAGCGUCAACUAGUAUUCAUAACUCAGCGCUCGAUUCGCCGGAUCCAGUCAUUACCUCUAAUAGCGCUUCGUCCGGGUCAUCGGGGUCAAAGUCGAAAAGGGGUGCAACGAUUCGAUUCUUCCCUCAUCAAGACCCGAGUCAAAGCUCGCGCCCGUCCUUACCCUUUAUCCCUAUCUCGCGAACUCUUCCAUCCGAUACCUGCAACAUUCGCGUCGGUCGAUAUUCUGAGCGAGAUGGUCUCCCACAGCCCAAUCCCAGCGAGCCAUCGGAUGCGCCUGUUGGAUUCAAGUCAAAAGUCGUGAGCCGGAAACAUUGUGAAUUCAUAUACCAAAAUGGCCAGUGGCAUAUCAAGGAUGUCGGAAGUUCAUCCGGGACCUUUUUAAACCAUAUGAGGCUAAGCCAGCCCGGCAUGCCGUCUCGGUUGUACACCAUCAAGGAUGGGGACAUUGUGCAGCUCGGAAUCGACUUCCGCGGAGGAGAAGAAAUGAUAUUUCGCUGUGUUCGCAUCAGGGUUGAGUGCAACCGGUCCUGGCAGCAGCAGCCGAACGAAUUCAACAAAAACACGGAAAGUCUUAUUAGAAACCUGGGGAAGGGUGACACCGCUGAUUAUUCUGGAUGUCGGGAAUGUUCUAUUUGUCUAGGAUCGGUCUUGUGCCCGAAUUGUCGUGCCUAUACCGACCUCAGUGCUGAGGUUGACGACUCGAAUGAUUAUGAGGCUGAGAGCUCGAACCAGCGGACAUCGGAUAGCAAGGAAGGGGCUGCAAAUGAAGUACGGUCUACGACAUGCUCCCCUCAACCGGGAACUAGCCGUACCUCCAGCGCCUCGCCUGCUAGUGAGGAUGGUCAGACGCCCGAAUUACCCGCCGACAACCUUGCUGCCAAUGUUGAGAGCAUGCAUCUCACCGAUGAGCAUCCGCCACGACCGGCUCCAGAGACCAUAACAUCUGCGCCGAACUCCAACAUUAAUGUCUCUGACUUGCAGCCACUGACUCAGUCCCCUACUGCGGUUCCGUCAAGACACGAAGAACUACGGGUGGACACCCCUAUGCGCUCAGAAUCCUCAGACGAAAACCCGUUGACCCCCAGAAACGAUUCUGGUCCUCUGGCGUUCGAUGGUCGAGCCUCAAUGUCAGAAUCUCGUCCGCUUUAAGACCUUGAAUCUUCAUGGGUGGUCACUGACCAGAUCUCGACUUCAACAUUAUUUUGCAUCGCAAGCAUAACUUUAAUCGGCCGUCUGUGCUGUAUGGCGUUUUUAUACUUACUUUUCUACCAUUUGCUGGUUGCAUUUCUUAGCAUUUAGCAUUGCGGCAUCUCUUUCUUGCCCUUGAUUGAUUAUACCCCUUCACGGCUUUGCUUUGACUAACUUAACACCCGUUGACAUCAGCGGUACCCGGCGUCCUUUGAUUCUGUUCGAUUGACACAUCCCGGUUCUCAAUUUUGCAUAGUCAUUCCAACAACGCAUUCGUUUAACUUCAAAUCUUUCCUGGAACCUGCCGGACUGGCGUUUCCUAAUCAUUAAGCCAUUUUUGAUGGACAUUCCCUACACUUAAUUCCUCGUCCUUCUGCCCCGUCACCGUCUUAAUGUCGACUGCACGGGACAAAUGAUAGAUACUGAUAUGUUACGGGUUUCACAAGACUAA
Messenger RNA from Aspergillus nidulans FGSC A4, 2231 nucleotides. RefSeq names its product FHA domain protein. The transcript is spliced from 3 exons. Bases 77 to 1741 code for a protein of 554 amino acids. Gene Ontology annotation, molecular function: ubiquitin-protein transferase activity. Lineage: Eukaryota; Fungi; Ascomycota; Eurotiomycetes; Eurotiales; Aspergillaceae. The record is from RefSeq and is a predicted model, not a curated record.